Molecule: messenger RNA, 1106 nt
Organism: Branchiostoma floridae (Florida lancelet)
Lineage: Eukaryota; Metazoa; Chordata; Leptocardii; Amphioxiformes; Branchiostomatidae
Product: myosin light chain kinase, smooth muscle-like
Exons: 8
Coding region: 51-1091 (346 amino acids)
Biological process (GO): intracellular signal transduction; protein phosphorylation; positive regulation of apoptotic process
Cellular component (GO): nucleus
Molecular function (GO): protein serine/threonine kinase activity; ATP binding
Source: RefSeq, a predicted model, not a curated record
GUUUACAGGGAGCUGGUAAGGAGCAUUGCCAAGGAGUCUUGAGAGCUGCAAUGGCGUCUUUAGGGAAGAGGUUGUGCCGAAAGCGGCGGCCGAGGUUUCUCAAGUCGGCACCCAUCUUGCCCGUGUGUAGGGAAACCGGAGAGAGAGAAGGAGAGAGUGGAGACAGGGAGGGGAAGAGGGAGGUGAUUGUGGUUGAACCGGACGACGAUGUUUUUGUGUCGUCACCAGAAUCUCCCAGUAGUCCAGAUUCGCUGGACCUGCUGAAGCUAGGCCAUGUAUGUGUGCAGAAAGACACUCAAAUCUCUGAGGUGUACGAUGUUAAAGACAAGCUGGGACAGGGCCGUUUUGGAACGGUGUACCUCUGUGAGGACAAGUCCACGCGGCGGAGGUUUGCGGCGAAGUACGUUCGCUGCCGGCGCUCGGCGGACAGACAGAGCAUCAACCACGAGAUCGACAUCAUGAACCAGCUCAGACAUCCCAGAAUCCUCCAGCUGUACGACGCGUUCGACUGCGGGAAGGAGGUCGCCAUGAUCAUGGAACUGAUCACAGGAGGCGAGUUGUUCCAGCUUGUUAUCGACGAGGCGGUGGAACUAUCGGAGAAGGCGUGUGUGAGCUACGUCAGACAGCUGUGCGAGGCUGUGUCCUACAUGCACGAACAGAACAUCCUGCAUCUAGAUCUUAAGCCAGAGAACAUCAUGUGCAUCAGUAAGAAGGGAACCGCCAUCAAACUGAUUGACUUCGGUCUGGCCAGGAAGUUUGACCCAAAGGAGGACAACAGGGUGAUGUUCGGCACACCUGAGUUUGUUGCACCUGAAGUCAUCAACUUUGACAGUAUAGACUACAGCACCGACAUGUGGAGCAUCGGGGUCAUCACUUAUGUUCUAUUAAGCGGCCUGUCCCCCUUCAUGGGUGACACGGACCAGGAAACUCUCACCAACGUCACGCUUGCGGAGUUUGACUUCGACGACGAGGCUUUCGACAACAUCUCAGACGACGCCAAGAACUUCAUAGAACAACUGCUCCUCAAGGACAAAGAGAACCGAAACACAGCCGUAACCGCCCUCCAGCACUGCUGGCUGUGGGUGCUGUAACACUGCUGGUGUACA